This is a messenger RNA of Talaromyces stipitatus ATCC 10500, 1877 nucleotides long. Its product is annotated as HLH transcription factor (Hpa3), putative. Lineage: Eukaryota; Fungi; Ascomycota; Eurotiomycetes; Eurotiales; Trichocomaceae. Gene Ontology annotation, molecular function: DNA-binding transcription factor activity; protein dimerization activity. Gene Ontology annotation, cellular component: RNA polymerase II transcription regulator complex. The transcript has 6 exons. Gene Ontology annotation, biological process: positive regulation of transcription by RNA polymerase II. The record is from RefSeq and is a predicted model, not a curated record. The coding region runs from base 1 to 1488 and encodes 495 amino acids.
AUGGAAUCGUCGAUUGCGCAUCGUCCCUGGGAGGAUGUCAAUCCCGGUCUGCAUACACCCCCGGUCGUGACUACAUCACAGACUCUGCCUUCAAUCUCGACAUUGACGGCCAGCAUGAAUGGAAGUAUUCCGCCAGGCGAAAAAUCACCAGCAAGUUCUCUGAACACGCUCGAGCGGGACUCGGGCAAUUGGUCCAUGCCUCAAAGCACCAGAUCAUCUACGUACUCGCAAACAACCAACGGAACCGGCACCUACCAGUCGAUGUCCUUUCUAAACUCAUCUCAACCCUCCCCUAACCGUCAUUCGGGUAUAUCCGACCGGUCACCUCUCGCCCAAGACCAAUCCAGCACCCCCUCUCCAGCCGGCGCCAAUCCUCCAUUCACACAAGCACCGCCGUCUACUCUCCCGUCCAUCAACCAGAACUUUGACGCGCCGUCUCAUCGCAACAGCAUUAUUGAAUUACCAGAGUCUAGACGAAGCAGUGUCGAUAGCCGCAUGAAUCAAGGGAUCAGUGCAUUGGCCAUCAACCCGACUUCGCCGUACCACAGCACCAACGCAUCACAGUCGUCGAUAGUAUCUGGGCUGCAGAGAGAGCGCGGCAUCUCGAAUGAUUACACGAAUACGAACGGUAUGCGCGGGCCGCGAUAUGGUGCGCAACCACUCUCACCACUAGGACCCCGGGCAGGGGAUCAGCGAUUUCCACCUGGUCGUACUGCGCCUGCUAUUUCAUCCAAUCCGCGAUCCGAAAUCUACAAUGCCGAAGCUCCGACAGCGGGCAUGGCGUACGCCUUUCCGGAUCCUGAUGUUGCACGGUCCAGUUCCAGCAUGACGUCGCAAGACCACUCGUUGACACCGCAGGGUUCCUUCUCACGCAAGGGGAGUGUGGCGGAAUCACUUAAUAGCAGUGUGUUUUCUGUGGAUGGACGGCUACCCCGCGGGCAGCAAGAAUUGCCCCAGAACGUGCAUCACCACUCGUUGCAGCACAAGCAGGUUCGCGGUCUGAUGGGAGAGUCGGAAUCGCCUAAUAAUGCUACUCCGUAUAGCCGUACUCCCGAGCUGCGGGUCACGCAUAAACUCGCAGAACGCAAGCGACGGAGUGAAAUGAAGGAUUGCUUUGAGAUGUUGCGAAUGCGACUACCACAGAGCCAGAAUAACAAAUCUAGUAAAUGGGAGACCUUGACAAGAGCUAUUGAAUAUAUAACGACACUUGAAAAACAAGUCUCAACUUCACGACGAGAGAAUAGCGAUCUUCAACGCGAAGUGCAAGAUCUACGGGCACAACUCAAUUCGCAACAAAACGGCCAGUCCCGACCGCAGAAUAUGUUUGACCCUCACUCAAUGGCAUCAUCGUCGAAUGGGUCGCCUACCACAUCGUAUCCCACGUAUGCACCGGGGAUGGCGGUCGAGCAGCCGCGGACUCUUCCUCCACUCAUGAAUGGAUCUGUCGCAGCUAUGCAAGGGGUACAAUAUACCGAAGAACGGCGAUGACUUUUUUUUUCUUACUAAUGCCUUUCUCGCAAGGGUUAUUCUCUUCUUUUUUUCCACUUUUUCCUCUGGUCAUCGGCAUGCUGGCAGGUAUAUUUGUAUUCAAUCGGAUCUGGAGUUGUGAGGAUAUUCUGGUUUUUGCAUUAUUGGAUUGUGUACAAAAAGAACAAAAUUCUGGGCGGGGUGUGUCGCGUAUCAUGGAGUCUUUUCUUUUUUUCUUUUCUUUUGCUCGAUAUCCUUGAGGUUAUACUUUUCUCUGAAAAAGAACAAAUAACCGCCUUAAUCUUAAGGCUUAAAUCGAGGAUAUCGCGCCCUAUACCAAAAACGGCUAGCUCCUCUCCGGAUCAUGUGCCAUUCCUCCAUACUAUUGUUCUUCCUUCAUACCCAAUCGA